GAGAAGGAGAGAGCAACUGGGCGCUGUUCGACUUAUUGCACAUAGCUUGGGUGAAGCUAAGAUCUCGACACUCAGAUCACACGGCUGCUGCGGUAAACCAGUGACCGUCAUCUUGUCCCUCAACCCGGCGCAAAAUGCCUACCAUCACUGUGGACAAGGCUGCCUUGUUCAAGGCACUCGGCAGAGACUAUACGACGGAUGAGUUCGACGAGCUUUGCUUCGACUUCGGCAUUGAACUAGACGAAGACACUUCUCUGUCUGAGAGACCGAUCGUCGAUGGCAAGCAAGAACCACCACAACUAAAAAUUGAAAUUCCCGCCAAUCGAUAUGACAUGCUAUGUUUUGAGGGGAUUCAGCUCAUGCUCAAUAUCUUCAACCGCCGAGUCGAAGCUCCCCAAUAUGUUCUGAAAGCACCACCAAGCGGAGAGAUGCAGACUAUCACAGUCAAGAAAGACACCGCCAGGAUACGACCGUAUGUCUCAGGCGCAAUCCUACGAAACAUCAAAUUCGACCAAGCCAGAUAUGAAUCCUUCAUUGACCUCCAAGACAAGCUCCAUCAGAAUCUGGCUCGACAGAGGACACUUGUUUCCAUCGGUACCCAUGACUUGGACACCAUUACGGGACCAUUCACAUACGAGGCUCUCCCUCCUAAGGACAUUAACUUCGCUCCUCUCAACCAGACCAAGGAGAUGAACGGCGAAGAGCUGAUGGCCUUCUACGACAAGGACAAGCACCUCGGCCGAUAUCUGCACAUCAUCAGAGACUCACCCGUCUACCCAGUCAUCUAUGACUCCGAACGCAGUGUGUGUUCUUUACCGCCCAUCAUCAACGGCAACCUCAGCAAAAUUACCCUGGACACAAAAAAUGUCUUCAUCGAGGUCACAGCCACCGACAAAACCAAGCUAGAAAUCGUUGUCAACAUGGUCGUUGCCAUGUUCUCGCAAUACACCUCCGAACAGUUCACUGUCGAACCCAUACAAAUCAUCUCAGAGCACAACGGCCAGUCGAGACAAGUACCCAACCUCACUCCUCGCCCUACACAAGCAGAGGUUGACUACAUCAACGGCUGCAGCGGCCUGUCCCUGUCAGCACAAGAUGUCUGCACUCUCCUCACCCGCAUGAGCUACACCGCUCGACCCUCAAAGUCCGAUCCCAAUCUAAUCGACGUCGACGUGCCCGUCACCCGUGCCGAUGUCCUGCACCAAGCUGACAUCAUGGAAGACGUCUGCAUUGCGUAUGGUUUCAACAAGUUGCCUCGUGCAUUCCCCAAGGUCAGCGCCACCGUCGCCGCCCCCCUCGCCGUCAACAAACUCUCCGACAUCCUGCGCCUCGAGGCCGCGAUGGCCGGCUGGGCCGAAGUCCUGCCGCUCAUUCUAUGUUCGCACGACGAGAACUUCGGCUGGUUGAACCGCAAGGACGACGGCAAGACUGCCGUGCGCCUCGCCAACCCCAAGACCGCGGAAUACCAGGUCGUCCGCACCACCUUACUUCCAGGCUUGCUCAAGACGAUCCGCGAGAACAAGCACCACAGCCUGCCCAUGAAGAUCUUCGAGGUGUCCGACGUGGCGUUCAAGGACGAAUCUCUUGAGCGCAAGUCCCGCAACGAGCGCCACUUUGCGGCCGCGUGGUACGGUAAGACAUCGGGUUUCGAGGUCGUGCAUGGCCUGCUCGAUCGCGUCAUGGCCAUGCUGCAGACCGCGUUCAUCACGCAUGAGGAGGGCCUGGAGAUCAAGAAUGGCAAUGCCAAAGGUAUGCACUAUUGGAUUCAAGAGCUGGAUGAUCCCACGUAUUUCGCCGGUCAUGGCGCGAGUAUUCAUGUCAAGAUCGCUGGGAAGGAUUUGACUAUUGGAAGCUUUGGAAUCUUGCAUCCUACUGUGCUGGAGAAAUUCGAGUUGAAGUACCCCGUCAGUGCGCUGGAGUUCAAUGUGGAAGUUUUCUUGUAGACAAAAGCAGAGGCUCUAUGGCCAACAUACUCAAUGGGCAGUUUGUUACAGCAACGCAGAGAAGACGAAAUGAAAGUAGAGAUGAUAGAAGUGGACAUGAAGCAUAAAUUGCGGGUCAAGCCGAGAAUUGUUGAUGCAUGUUCAUUUUAUCUCCCUGAUGG
Exophiala xenobiotica is the source of this 2104-nucleotide messenger RNA. RefSeq names its product phenylalanine-tRNA ligase, beta subunit. NCBI's taxonomy places the organism in Eukaryota, Fungi, Ascomycota, Eurotiomycetes, Chaetothyriales, Herpotrichiellaceae. Gene Ontology annotation, biological process: phenylalanyl-tRNA aminoacylation. Gene Ontology annotation, cellular component: phenylalanine-tRNA ligase complex; cytoplasm. Gene Ontology annotation, molecular function: RNA binding; magnesium ion binding; phenylalanine-tRNA ligase activity. Bases 135 to 1943 code for a protein of 602 amino acids. The transcript has a single exon. The record is from RefSeq and is a predicted model, not a curated record.